Didymosphaeria variabile is the source of this 1434-nucleotide messenger RNA. RefSeq lists its product as uncharacterized. The transcript is spliced from 2 exons. The record is from RefSeq and is a predicted model, not a curated record. NCBI's taxonomy places the organism in Eukaryota, Fungi, Ascomycota, Dothideomycetes, Pleosporales, Didymosphaeriaceae. The coding region runs from base 1 to 1434 and encodes 477 amino acids.
AUGGCUACAUUCUUAGGCAGCAGCAGAGGUGGCUUUGCUCUACGGAGAGGGCGAGGCCGCGGCGGAAGAGCUCCGUUCUUCACGACGACCAGGAAGCCGAUGGAACCUGACCUUGAGAAACAUCCGCUUGGAGACCUUAUCAAGGAGUUUCACAGCUCGGAUCUGAGCUCGAAACUAAUCGAUCUGGCGGAAAUAUCUGAUUGCCAGUAUGUCGCAUCGUACAACUGGCUCAACGACGAAGUACCUACCAUCGUCAUUCCAGGCAAACCUCCUCAAUGGACACCACUUCAUGCACCGCAGCGUUUGAAGGAAGACAGCGGACAAUACUUCCGUGACCCCAACGCCGCUAAAUAUCCCGACUACCCAAUGGCACCUGUCGUGCAUGCCGUUGUGGAGGCCGACCCCGAAUUCGACGCUGCGAGCACCGAUCUCUUCGCAUGUGGGAGCACUCUCGGCAAUCUCCUACGCUUCGCCCGCGGUAUUGACAAAGCUUUUCGUUUCAACGUCGAGGUCGUCGGCGAGACUGUGUUCUUCAUACGGAAAGAGAAUCACCCUAAAGAGGUCAUUAAGGAUAUCAGAGGCUUUGGUCAUACUUUUCCAGAGGCAUACACCACAUGGGAGCACAGCGUUGAAGGCUCCGAAACUCACCAACGCAUCGUACGAUAUGAGUUCGGAGGCUUGGAUUGUCUUGUACGUUUCGAGAGCGAUGGCUACUUCCGAGAGGCUCCAGCAGUCAACCAUACUGCGCCUGCAAAGACUACUGUGAACCAAGAUGAUCUUCUUCACGCAUUCCAAAGUGCAGCAAUCAGCCACCCAUCCAAUACUGCGAUCAGCAAGCCUGAUGCAUUGAAGAUCAAACAUGGCGGAUCUGCGGUACCGCAGCAAUGUAUAUUCGACCUGAAAACGCGCUCAGGCAGACGCAAGAGAGACAUCGACAUGAGCGACAUCUAUCCUGCACUCUGGAUCAAACAGAUAUCUAACUUCAUUGUCGCCUAUCACGAUGGCAGUGGUCUCUUCGAAGACAUCCGAGUGCAAAAUGUUAAGAACGAUGUGCAAGCCUGGGCCGGAGAUAAUAGGGACGGCAUCCGUCGUUUUGCCACCCUUCUCGACAGGAUCGUUGACAUCGCCAGGAGCAAUGCGAGCAAAUUGCUCGAAGUGUGUUGCUUCGGAACGGAUCGCUUGGAGAUCCGAAACCAGUACGAGGACGGUGUGCAUGCGUUGCCUGCGGAUUUGGUAGACCGCUGGAAAAAGACUAAGAUGGGUGUCGUCUCUGCUCAGGGUGAUGGCUCGGACGAAUUCGAACAUGGUGACGGCGGUAUCGGCGUUGAUGACAGGUAUGACCUCGACACUAACUCAGACGAUUCAUCUUCCGAACCAGACUACACUGCUUGUUCCGCUCACGAUUGUGGCUACUGCGGAAAGUGCACGUAUUGA